Messenger RNA from Gracilinanus agilis (Agile Gracile Mouse Opossum), 1082 nucleotides. It is a transcript of the gene NUDCD3, whose product is annotated as NudC domain containing 3. Gene Ontology annotation, biological process: protein folding. The coding region runs from base 129 to 1067 and encodes 312 amino acids. The record is from RefSeq and is a predicted model, not a curated record. NCBI's taxonomy places the organism in Eukaryota, Metazoa, Chordata, Mammalia, Didelphimorphia, Didelphidae. Gene Ontology annotation, cellular component: cytoplasm. The transcript is spliced from 6 exons.
CCGCUGGUCAGAGACACAGGCGGAGGCGGCGGCUGCAGCGGAGACCGAGGCCGAGGCAGGCCGCGGUGUCCCCCCUGUUCCUUAGUGCCAGGGUUCCUCCCACCUCUGGGCCGACCGGGCCGGUCAUUAUGGAGCCCGGGGCGGCGGAGCUGUACGACCAGGCGCUGUUGGGCAUUCUGCAGCACGUGGGCAACGUCCAGGAUUUUCUGCGGGUGUUGUUCGGUUUCCUUUACCGCAAGACUGACUUCUACCGUUUGCUGCGCCACUCGGCGGAUCGCAUGGGCUUUCCCCCAGGGGCGGCCCAAGCCAUGGUGCUGCAGGUAUUCAAAAAUUUUGAGUACAUGGCUCGUCAAGAUGAUGAAAGGAGAAGAAAAGAACUUGAAGAGAAAAUGAGAAGAAAGGAAGAGGAGGAAGCUAAUGUGACAGUGACUGCCGAAAAAGUCCCAGCCCCAGCCCAGGAGGUGGAGAUAGACUCAACCACAGAGUGUGGUGCUGCUGCAGGGGCUGCUGGGCAUCAGGAAAUGAAGAGGGCAAAGGCCCCUGUGCCUUCAGGGGCUGAGCAGGAGGCAGGUCACAGCUCUAGGGAUGCAGAACUUCCGGCAAUAGCUGUUGCUGAUGUUCCGGUUGAACCACCAGCCCUUCCCAAGAGACAGGAGCAGUUCCAGAAAAACCCCGACAGUUACAAUGGUGCUGUACGUGAGAACUACACCUGGUCUCAAGACUACAGUGACCUCGAGGUUAAGGUGCCAGUGCCCAAGCAUGUCCUGAAAGGGAAACAGGUGUCUGUGGAUCUCAGCAGUAGUUCUAUUCGUGUGGCAAUACUAGAAGGGAAUGGAGAACGUGUUCUCAUGGAAGGAAAAUUCACCCAUAAAAUCAACACUGAAAGUUCUUUAUGGAGCCUUGAGCCAGGGAAAUGUGUCUUGGUCAACCUCACCAGGGCUCACCUAUGGUGGCAGAAAGUCCAUGAGAUGCUGAAGAAGGGAUGGGAUGCUGAAGGCUCCCCCUUCCGAGGCCAGAGAUUCGACCCAUCCAUGUUCAACAUCUCCCCAGGGGCUGUGCAGUUUUAAUGACCAGAAGGAAAG